AAACAGCUGAUUUUAGAGUUAAACUUCUAUCAAAACUAUGUGAAAGAUUGAUUAGCUUUUAUUAAAUUAGUAUGAAUAAGAUUAUUAAUAAGUGUCAUGAACGAAGUGUAAUCUAAAUUUAACUUUUUAACUAAAACAAUUAAUUUUAAAAACUACGUUGGAUUUGAGUUUAUCUGUAUAAUAAACAUUUUUAACCUUAAAGAAAUUUCAAAAUUUUUGUUUAUGUUGAUGUGAAAUUCAUGAAAGUAUCGUCAAAAUAAAGAUGCCUGAUGAAGAAAUAGAAAACAGAGCGGAGGUUGAUGGAAUUGUAGGACACGACACACCUACGGAUCAACGAUGCCGAAUUUACGCCAGCAUAUCCUUCGCAGUACUGCUUCUAGGCGUCGGUUUGCCUCUUUGGUGGGAAACCACGGCUGUGCCCCGAGCUCCAGUUAAUCAUCGAGCCAUAAGCGCGCUUCAAGGUGUUGAUGUCAGGCUGCACAUGCACGUGUUGUUCGGCUGCGCGACCAAAGAGCGCAGCGCCGAUCUCGCCGUCGAAUUCAUGCGGAGGCUAACGCAUUCCGGGUCGAUCGACAUUUACAAAUUGACCCUAGAGCAUUUUAGUUAUCAAAAUACUUCUAUACUAAGAGCUAGAUCAGUCGCUGAUUUGGAUCGAUCUAUUUCCACGUUCGAUCUCAAGCCUGGAGAUCUUAUGAUUUUAGAGGUAAAGCCAGAAGUUCUUGGUAAAGAUAUCGAUGUGUGGGUCACCAACCAUCGGGCCAUUUAUUAUUCUGAAAAAUCAGAUCGCGGAGUCGUGGCCAAAGUAAUUCGUCAAUGGAUUUAUCGGGAACCAUCGCUAUCACUGACUCGAAAUGCUAUAAUUGAGCCAGAAAAAUUCAGCUUGAAUCCGGAGAACCGUCAACGUUUUCCUGCUAGUCCAAACUACGAUAUUCUCCUCACUAUCGUCAAUCCUCAACCGGAAGAAAUGAAAGUCAAUUCAAGUAUUGCCAACAUUGUACCAAAUUACUUCGAGCCGUUUCUACAGGGAUUGAAAGACAUCGCUGAUUUUUCUGUUAAAUCACAAUGGCUGUACCUGUUACCACUGGGCGUGAAACCAAAACAAUUAGCCGAUUCCAGCAAAUGGGGUAAACAUUAUGCUUUGCCAGAAGAUGUUUUGCCUCAGAUUAUUACUCCACUCGAAAAAAAACUCGCUUCGCAAGUGAGUCUGCACCCUACGAUAAAUCUAGUCAUGUACAUUGUUCCAUGUAGCGAAGCACCGCUGUAUAUAUAUGACCAAAAUGGUCAACGACAAGACGUGGGAUCGAGGGCUUUCCAUUCACCAAGAUGGGGUGGAAUAGUAUUAGUCAACCCGUCUUAUGAAUUUUGUACCAAAACCAAAACCGACAAAGUAUUUACUCCAGAUGAACUCUUUGUUACUGGAGUAUUUUUGCAACAUUUAAAACUUCUCAUAGGUGUUACUGAUAAGAUGCCGAUUCCACGAGUAUACGUGGCUGAUCCGUACGGAUUGGAACUCCGCUUGUGGGAAAUCGAUGAUAUCUUGCGUAUGAGAGCAAUAGAGCAGCUGACCUCAGCCAAGCUAACUUUGCAAUCAUUAUCAAAAUUACUCAAGGAAAUCAGUAAUAUUGUCAUAACGGAUACGGUAGGUAAUAGAAUUACUAGAGCCUUGGAUUUGGUUAAAAAAUCGGCUCAAUUGUUGGACGAAGCAGAUUUGGUAAAUGGUUUUCUUACCAGUAAAGAAGCUUUCGUCGUCUCUGAAGCAGCUUUCUCCGACCCAAGUUUGCUUGCUUUGUUGUAUUUUCCAGAUGAUCAAAAAUAUGCUGUGUAUAUUCCACUAUUUUUACCAGUCAUGAUUCCUGUUCUCUUCUCACUCAAAAAUAUAAAAAAUUAUUUAUUUUGUUCAGAUUAAAUUGUUAAAAAUUCAUCUCAGAUAAAUAAAUGUAAAAAACGUAAAAUAAGAAUUUAAACCAUCAUAUUAAAUUAGGAACUAUCAUAAAAUGCAUGAAAUUACAAUCGAUUUUGGACAACCGAUACAUUUAUAAAAAUUUAUUAAGGCCUUAUUCUCUGUAUUGUGAUAAAUUAUUGUGAAUUAAAACAUUAAAUCACAUUUUUUUACACUU
Molecule: messenger RNA, 2117 nt
Organism: Trichogramma pretiosum
Lineage: Eukaryota; Metazoa; Arthropoda; Insecta; Hymenoptera; Trichogrammatidae
Gene: PIG-S
Product: GPI transamidase component PIG-S
Exons: 9
Coding region: 263-1906 (547 amino acids)
Biological process (GO): attachment of GPI anchor to protein
Cellular component (GO): GPI-anchor transamidase complex
Source: RefSeq, a predicted model, not a curated record